AUGGCUAGACAAAGAAGAUCUGCUCCAGCACCCAGAACUCAGACGAGAUCUGCCCACACCGCUGCGGCCCCAGCCCCAGUCGCCGCUGCCCCACACCCACCUGCCCCUGUUGCCCAACCACAAGUUGCGUCUCAAGGCCCAGGCUUGUUCGGCCAGAUGGCCUCUACUGCCGCCGGUGUUGCCGUUGGUUCGACCAUCGGUCACACCUUGGGUGCCGGUAUCACCUCCAUGUUCGGCGGCUCGUCCACUCCAGCUGAGCAGCCACAACAGCAGGUCGCCGCCACCCAACAACAAUCUACCCAGGAACAGGCCAGAACCUGCGACUCCGAUGCCAGAUCCUUCACCAGAUGUUUGGAGGAGAACAGCGGUAACAUGCAAAUCUGCGACUACUACUUGCAGCAAUUGAAGGCCUGUCAGGAGGCUGCCCGCUCGUACUAG
Messenger RNA from Metschnikowia bicuspidata var. bicuspidata NRRL YB-4993, 438 nucleotides. RefSeq lists its product as uncharacterized. The transcript has a single exon. Gene Ontology annotation, biological process: mitochondrion organization. Gene Ontology annotation, cellular component: mitochondrion; nucleus. NCBI's taxonomy places the organism in Eukaryota, Fungi, Ascomycota, Pichiomycetes, Serinales, Metschnikowiaceae. Bases 1 to 438 code for a protein of 145 amino acids. The record is from RefSeq and is a predicted model, not a curated record.